CAAAUAUCAUACUAUAACAAUCAUUCAAAAUUUAUUACUACUCCGAAUCACGCCGCCAAAUCCAAAAAAUCCCAAACCAGAUACGUCGCCGGAAUAUGCGUCGGAGCCAGCAAGUAUACGACCCAGUGCUGGUUUCCAUCGGGCCCUACCACCACGGCAAACCCGGACUCCGUCGCGCCGAGGAAUUCAAGCACCACUGCCUGGACCGAUGCCCCGGCGGAGAUGAGAAGAAGAAGGCCUUCUUCUCCUCCAAGAUUCUGGAGGAAGCCGCCGCCAUCAGAGACAGCUACGCGGAGGGGAAGAUCGUGGAGAAAUACGACGACAAAUCUCUAGCGUUGAUGAUGCUUUUGGACGCAAGCAUCAUCAUAGACUUCAUCCACAACUACUUGGGGUUGCCAGGAAACAGCUUCUCCGACUGGCAGCAAUGCCUCGGCGCCGGAUCCGGGCCGUUGAUGGUCCGCGACAUCCUGCUCAUGGAGAAUCAGAUCCCCUUACAGGUCUUGCAACUGUUUAUCACCUUGCAGUACGAGAAAGGAGAAGCUGCUUCGUUUCUCCCACGUCUUUUCUCUAUGUUUUUAUCCUACAAAAGGCGUAUAGUAGAUGUAGACCUCAAGAACGCUGAGAUCCUUCAAGAAAUUGGGGAUCCUAAAAUUCACUUCCUCGAAGCUUUUCGAAGAGUUAUAGUGAUGAAGAAUAAGAAGAAGAUUAAAGAGGAAGACAGAGUUAUGUCUGUGUAUAGCUCAAUUAGUAAGAGCAUGUGAUAGAAAUCCAUGGGUUCCAUCUUAAAAUCAAUUGAUGAUAAGAGGAGAGGCCCAUGAGGCUUAUAUACUGGAUUAAGUUCUUUAUGUACACCGAUGUGAGAUAUUAUUAUAUUCA
Salvia splendens (bonfire salvia) is the source of this 876-nucleotide messenger RNA. Its product is annotated as putative UPF0481 protein At3g02645. The record is from RefSeq and is a predicted model, not a curated record. The coding region runs from base 96 to 761 and encodes 221 amino acids. The transcript is spliced from 2 exons. NCBI's taxonomy places the organism in Eukaryota, Viridiplantae, Streptophyta, Magnoliopsida, Lamiales, Lamiaceae.